Molecule: messenger RNA, 1179 nt
Organism: Aphanomyces astaci
Lineage: Eukaryota; Oomycota; Saprolegniomycetes; Saprolegniales; Verrucalvaceae
Exons: 6
Coding region: 1-1179 (392 amino acids)
Molecular function (GO): nucleic acid binding
Source: RefSeq, a predicted model, not a curated record
AUGGAAGCGGUCACAAGGAGUCAAGCCCGCGCGUCGGAACAACCCUACGAGUCCCCGGAAGCAAAAGCGAUGAAAGAAGUGAACCCCAAGGACCCGGAAAAAUUCCCCAGAACCCCUAACCGUUGCCCCGACGGCGGAACUCCCUUCCCUGGGAGUUUGGAGAGUUCCCAAGUCGGUGGGGGGCCCGCUCCGGUAGCCGAAGCGGACAGGGAAACGCCUCUGAAACUGCAUCCGUACCGCGACGACAGUACGUUCUGCCUGACCGAGUACUACGACAAGACACUCCCCUUGGAGGAGUGGCUCAUGAAGGUGGUAACCCGGACGUCCGAGGAUUACGAAGUGAAGGACCAUGUCACUUCGGAAGAGAACGGACCUUGGAAAGGGUACGACGAGUUGGGUACUGGCACCAAUGGGGUAAGGACGUCCGGGAAUACUGCAUCUGUUGUGUCCGAUGUGGUGCCACUAAGGGCACGAGACGAGACCCUGGAAACAAGGACGACAGCAGCGGAUGCCUGUGGACAGGGGCUGGUGGAACGAUUUAACUCCACACUGGCCACGAUGCAGAAGAUGUACGUAAAUGCGGCCCACACGGACUGGGACGCUUACCUGCCACGGCUACUAUGGGCCUAUGUACCGCUCAGGUUGACUUCCAACCCGCGGAUUCUGUAUGGGUCUACCAAUACUUCCAUAAGACGACGAAUCAUGACAACCUCCGAGUCCGAAAGUUCGCCUACCACUGGCACGGACCCUACCGAAUCCACUGUCGGCAAGGGGAUAACACACCGCCUCAAGGCUUUCCGGGGUUAUUGGACCCGCCCGUUUAACAACGAGGUCCCGGAAGGAUAUCAAGAGACUGAUGGCUCCUGGGAGGAGGCCUGCGACGUUCUUUUGGACGACGAACUGCUCCCAGACUCGAGCUUCAUCGACCGCCUUGAGUUCGCCGACGGAGACGUGGUGUACACGAACACCCCAACGCCCAUUGUCAAGGUCCUGGACAAAAGGCGCACGGCGCCCCGGGAGCCUGAAUACCUGGUACGACACGCGGAUGGCGAAACCCAUUGGACACCACGAUCUCAGCGUAUGGAUUUCGAGUCGUUCAUCUCGGAAUAUGAAAACCUGGUACGCUCCUGGUACGCUCCCACCAAGGCCUGUCUACCCUACGUCGCAGUCCCAGACUAG